This is a messenger RNA of Corticium candelabrum, 1035 nucleotides long. Its product is annotated as DNA damage-binding protein 1-like. Gene Ontology annotation, molecular function: nucleic acid binding; protein binding. The coding region runs from base 13 to 915 and encodes 300 amino acids. NCBI's taxonomy places the organism in Eukaryota, Metazoa, Porifera, Homoscleromorpha, Homosclerophorida, Plakinidae. The record is from RefSeq and is a predicted model, not a curated record. The transcript has 9 exons. Gene Ontology annotation, biological process: proteasome-mediated ubiquitin-dependent protein catabolic process; DNA repair. Gene Ontology annotation, cellular component: site of double-strand break; nucleus.
AUCGGAAGGUGCAUGAUGUACCUGUCAAGCAGACACCACCGGUUUCUGAACAAGCAUGAAAGAAAGCUAUUGGAAGUGACUAGUAAAGAUGUAAAAGGUGGAGUAUAUUCAUUGGUUGAUUUUAAUGGAAAAAUUCUUGCUGGAAUAAACAACGCUGUGUGCUUGUUUGAUUUAAAAGGUGACAUGGAACUGCAAUUGGAAUGUUGUUGCUACAACACAAUUUUAGCAUUGUAUUUGAAGAGUAAAGGAGACUUUGUUCUGGUGGGUGACUUGAUGCGAUCAGUAACAGUUCUUCUUUAUAAGUCAGAUCAACAGUCUUUGGAGGAGAUUGCUCGUGACCACAACAGUCGGUGGAUGUCAGCCAUAGAGAUACUGGAUGAUGACAGUUUUUUGGGUGCUGAAAAUUCUUAUAAUCUUUUCACUUGCCAAAAGGAUAGUGCUGCAACAACUGAUGAUGAGCACCUGCAUCUUCAAGACUCGGGGUACUUUCAUAUUGGAGAGUUUGUUAAUGUAUUUCGUCAUGGUUCCCUUGUGAUGGAAAAUUUAGGAGAACUUGUGGCUCCUGCACAGAACCCUGUUCUCUUUGGCUGUGUAAGUGGCUUAAUAGGGUUGGUCGCCACCUUGCCUCAAUCCUUCUUUCUACUAUUGGCUGAUUUGCAAAAGAGGUUAACAAAAGUAAUCAAAAGUGUGGGAAACAUUGAACAUUCCCUUUGGCGAUCAUUUGCAAAUGAGACAAGCUUUUAUCCAUCUCAAGGCUUUGUUGAUGGUGAUCUUAUUGAGAUGUUCUUGGAUCUUCCUCGUUCAGUCAUGGAACAAGUUAUUUCUGGUCUUCAGAUUGAAGAAGGUGGAAUGAAAAAGGAGGCUAGCAUUGAAGACAUUGUGAAAAUUGUAGAAGAUCUCACUAGGAUUCACUGAACUAGAUUAUGUGGCGUUGCAGGUUUUCCAAGUAGCAUGUGAAAUUUCUGUGUACUGGAAGUGUCAGAAACAAAUAGAGUUACUCAUAGUGGUUGAGCUAUAGUAGUUUAGUUCAAGAGU